AUGAAUUCAUAUCCGCCCGAACUUUUGACGCAACUCGCGCCUGUGAUGUUUGUCGCUGGCCUCGACGUCGCGACACCUCCAGAAUCUACACCCCCAUCUACCCCACAGCCGCCUACACCGUCCGGCGGGCGACCCCAACAGGAUCCGUUCACCGUUCUCACAUUGCGUCUGCGCGACGCGCUGGUCGCGCAGCGGAAGGUUGCCAUAUGGCAGCCCGAGAAGUCCAAGACUUUUCAGGUCAUCCUUGUCGAGAAAGAAGUACGCUUUCCGCCGCGCAAACUUGCCCCUCUAGAUGACACCCACUACACCAACGCGCACUCGCCUUUAUCACCGCUGACUCCUUCCUCACCUCUCCAUCCCGACGGCUUGAUCGCGCCUAUCUGGGUCCGGAAGCACACAGCUCUUGUUCCAUCUGUGUUUGUCUUAUUCAUGAAGCUCUACGAAACACCUGUGCAACCACCUCGAUCGCCACUAGACGCGCAAGAUCCCGACCGUGAGCGCGAACGCGAACAGGAGGAGCGACGGCGGGACAUGGAGCUCUCUUCGGAGGUCGCGCAGAGGAAGAAAUCGACGAAUGAGCGAAAUAUCAAGCUCACCGUUGUCCUUAUGGCGAGCAGGAGGAUGCUAGACGACCCUGCAUUGGAUGCAAGGCUGACAUUUAUUCGGAGGCAGAGCGGACUCGACUCGAGAGCUGCCCUGUUUGUACUGAGUCCCGUGAGCCCUUCGGAGCUGAGCGAUUUCGUGAAGAGUCUCCAGCAAGCCUUAUAUGAACCGGCCGUGGAGUACUAUACUUCCCACUCGAAGCGCGUGCGUCGGAAGCGAAAUCGACACGGGCAGUCUACAACUUCGUAUGUCGGACCUAUGUCUCCGAUUGGGUCUGCGGGUAUCGCGCGCCCGCUCAGACCUGAAGGGUGGACGGUGAGAUAUGAAUAUAAAAUGGCCUGCUUCGCUGAGUUUCGUGGUGAAGACGAGGUUGCGCUCAAGCAUUAUCAGGACGCGUAUUCAACUGUGACCAAUAUGUUUGGAUCUACAGCGAUAUUGCCGCCUAGGACAAAGCGGUGGGCAGAGGCCAAAGUACUCACCGAUUGUAUAAACAUCAAGCACAACAUCCACAUGCGAAAGUUCGGUGACUUUUCGCGUGGGUGGGGCAUCGGUGAGGAGACAUUCGAAUUUUGGAGCUGGAUCGCGAGACAACAUCGGAUUUUUGCGGAACUGCUCGAGCAGGGCACCAGAUCGACGUUGACACUGCCGAAGCACACUCCAGUCGCGACGCCAUCGCCGGCGGCAGUGGCCGCCUCACUGCAGAACACGCAGCGAGGGAUACUGGAGGUUGACACGAUGCGGGUGCUUGGGUUGAAUCCGAGCCAAGCGUUGCAGCAUCCAGGGUUUUACUACUAUAUGUCUGCAAGGGCGACGGAAAAACGGAGGGAGCAGUAUUUGGCAACGAUAGAAACGAAUCCGGCGCAGAAUAACUCUCCGGGCUUUGCGAAUGAAAGGAAGGUUGACCAUUUGACCAUCAUACUCGAGAUGUACACCAAGUCGUACGAACUUUUCAAGAAGCACAGUGCUUCCAACGGUCAAGGCCAGGGCCGCCUGACGCUGCACAUAGCAUAUCGGAUUGCACAAACGUACCAUGAAUCAGGUAAAUUCGAUAUGGCUGUACGGUUCUUUGAACGUAUAGCGCGCACGUACCGUCGUGAGAAAUGGGGGUCAAUGAUCCGUCCUCUCCUAUGGACGUGGUAUCGGUGCGCUCAACAGCUUGGGGACGUCGAGCUCAGCGUAAAAUUGUUGGUUGAAAUGCUAGGCCAUGGAACAAUAUCUGAAAACGACGAGGAUGCUUCAAUCGAAGAGGAUCUGCUUGCUGUUCUCCGGAGCACAGUCCCUUCCACUCCGAAUGAUGCCUUGGUGGUCGACCUUGCCGAAUCCGAGCCCAUCUUCGACUCGAAUGUCAUGUUUUGGAAUGCCGAGGCGACUGUCGACGAGCCGUCCGCCUUCCAGCUAUCUUUGGCCACACCAAAUCACAUCUCUCUCUCCUCCUUGACGUUUUCGUCCCUAUCGAUCUACUUCUCCACUUCGAGGCACCCGUUCGUCAUCCGCCACUCGGCUGGUGACGCGCCCAAUGUCGGUAAUCAUACCCUCAGGAAAGUCGACUUGGGCGCCAUACCUGCCGAGGUGACCACCGAUGUGCACGAGACAGCGGCAGAUCUGAGGUGGGGCCGCGGUUCGACGAUCGUGUUCGCCGGUACUAUAGCAUCGGACGUUCCGACAACGAUCACCAUAUCGAAAGCAGUGCUGACACUCCAAGAAGGUAGCUGGACCGUAGAGAUACCCAUAGAACUGUCUUCGGUUCGCGAGGGCGCAGUAAAGAAUCCCAGGUGGUUGAUGUCUGUCGAACCGGUAAAUUAUGUGCCAGUUCGCCGAAACAACAGCUCAGAGAUAACUGUCCAUCAUCGGCCUCACCUUCUGCAAGUAUCGCUUUCACAUCAUGCCCCUGCGUAUUUGGAUGAAGAAUAUCCGAUCACCAUCGACAUCACGAAUUUGGAUACUCGUGUUCUCAACGUCGUGCUUGAUGUGCUGCUUCAGCCGACUGAAAUAGACGAAGCUAUGAACGACAUUCGGAUAGACGAGGAGCGGUCCUCCGGACUCAUCAAAGGUGUUGAUUUGGGUGCAAUAUCUCCUGGCGUAACCGUUCUCAAAAUAUUGUACCUCACGAAUACUGGCGCCAGUGGAGAUCGCAUCCUCGAUAUAUCCAUUCAAUCACGGACGUUCACCACAGCGAACAAGGCUGCGAGCCCAAUAUCGCCUCCAAGUCCGUCAUUAGAUCACUCAGACACGAGCGAGAGCUUGCAGACACUUGUGAUACCGACGGUAAACGCGAUGAAGAUAGCAUUUGACGUCACGUAUACCCGGGCGAGUCGAUCGUCUGCUGGCUUGGUUGACUUGAGGAGUUACGAAGACGAGUAUUGGGAUGACGCCGACGGUGGAGAAGCCCAGGUGGAGGCGAGGUGGGAGUGUGUCGGUCCUUGGAGUUUGAGUGUUGAGAAAGUGAGACUGGUCAGGAAGAACGGCUCGCAUGCGAAGGUCCUUGAUUGUUCUCUCGACGAUGAUGAAGAUGACAUCGCAUCUGAGUGGCUUCCAGGAGAUGAGUUCUCGGCAGUCUGCCACGUGAGUCUAGCCCUCGAAGAUGAUCCACUCGAGGAAGAUGUCAUUGCAGGACCAGGUGAAUACGAACUCACAUGGCGAAGGGUCCUCACUAACGGAGAUCACGGCCCCCUUUGCACAACUGUGUUCCCUCUGCCUGUUCUACGUCCCCCGAAGGAUGAUUUGAUCGCACUUCUAGAACUUCCCUCUUCCGCUCGACUUCAUGUGCCGUUUCAUGCAUAUCUUACAAUCCGCAACCGUCACCCAACACGCACGGCUACGGUCACCGUGCAGCUCGAGACAGACAUUUCUGAUGCCUUCAUCGCUGCAGGCUUGCGCAGUGGACGCGUUCCCACUCUUCUUCCCGGUGCGGAGGAGCGCCUUACGUGGACAUUCGUGCCCAUCGAGUGUGGGUUCGUUCACGUUCCGAAGAUUGUUGUAACAGAUAGGCGCAAGACUCUGGCAACUUCGUCGGAAAGCGGUACUUCGGCUCCACUAGAGGGGGUCGGGGAAAUGGUGACAGUUGUGGACACACGGAGAGAGGCUCGCGGCGAGGAUAGCACCGCGGGAAAAAAGGGAACCAGCUUGGAGGAAGCGGAGGAGCGGCCUGCGUCACCUGGGAAGGUCACUGGUGCAACUGGUUACCUCGGCUCUGUUGUUGUAGAUCAGCUGCUUGAUGCUGGUUACAAAGUCCGGGGGACCGCACGAUCUGCUAAAGUAGCACACCUCCGUUCUGCGUUUGCUAACCUCGGGGCCGAGUUCGAAGUCGCUGUAGUGGACGACCUCGUUACAUCAGACUUGACAGAUGCUUUCAAAGGUGUCGACGUUCUCGUGCACGUUGGCUCGCCCAUUCCUUUAUCAGGCACUCCUGCUGCCGAGAUUUUGAAGACCGCUAUCACAGGAACCGAAAGGGUCCUCAGGUAUGCGCUCGAUGCAGGCGUUAAGAAAGUUGUGGUGACUAGUAGCGUCUCCGCCCUGUCUCGUGACGAAACCUUGUGGGAAAACGUCACGAUCGGCGAGGAUGACUGGAAUCCCCAGACUUACGAGGAAGUAUCGGGUCCUCACGCUACACUAUACGACGCAUACUGCGUUUCGAAGAAGCUCGCGGAACAAGCAGUAUGGAAGUUUGCGAAAGAAAAUCCGGAGAUCAUGCUUCCUACUGCAAUAUAUGGUCCUGGAGGCCGUGGCCAGGUCCUGACCACACCUGCCGGAGGAACAAACUCUUUCAUAUAUACACUCAUUCAAGGUCCCAGAGGGCGACCCCUGCAAGACCAAAAACCCUACAUCACCUCCUUCACCCACGUCAAUGACGUCGCACGCGCUCAUAUCCUAGCACUCAAUGUCGCUCCUUCCGCUAAGCCGAACAGGAUCAUCAUUUCCGCCGGCAAAUUUACCUGGAAAGAGGCGGUAGACUAUUUGGCGAAGAAGCGCCCCGAGCUUAAGGACAGGCUACCUGUUGUUACAGGCACAGAGAGGGUAUACGAUACGGUCACGUAUGAUGCCAGCAGUGCUGCGAAGUUGAUUGGGCUGACAGAGUAUAUUAGCUGGGAGGAAACACUGGAAAGUACUAUAGACGAUAUCUUGCGGCGCGAGGCCGAGCUAGGUAUCGAUGCUACAGCUUCAUCUCAACUCGUAGAUUCGUAG
Heterobasidion irregulare TC 32-1 is the source of this 4785-nucleotide messenger RNA. RefSeq lists its product as uncharacterized. The transcript has 25 exons. Lineage: Eukaryota; Fungi; Basidiomycota; Agaricomycetes; Russulales; Bondarzewiaceae. The record is from RefSeq and is a predicted model, not a curated record. The coding region runs from base 1 to 4785 and encodes 1594 amino acids.